CCCACCGCCAUCUUGAAUUCAAGAUGGCGGUUCUUCGCCUCGAUAUAAGAAAUGGGAGAGCUGUCUGCUCACAGUUAGUCACUGUCUUCACUCCAUUCGCCAUGAGGUUGUUACUAUUGCUGGGGCUCCUUGCCAUUUCCCUCGUCCUUACAGAGGGGCUCACGCUGGUGUGUUACUUCAGUUCCUGGGCAACAUACAGACCGGGAGCUGGCAAGUUCACAGUCGAAGACAAUGACCCCACCCUCUGCACUCAUCUCGUCUACGCCUUCGCUGGGCUGGGCAGCAACAAUGAGAUCAGGGUGUUGGAUCCCUACAACGACCUGUGCGAAGACUACGGCAAAUGCGGCUUCGAUCGCUUCACCAACCUGACUCACAGGAAUCCCAAACUCAAGACCACUUUGGGAAUCGGUGGAUGGAACGAGGGUUCAACCAAGUACUCGAACAUGGCAGCUGAUCCCGCAAAAAGAAAGACCUUCGUCGACUCUGUAAUAGUUCUUCUGAAGAAACACAACUUCCACGGUUUGGACAUGGAUUGGGAAUACCCUACACAGAGAGGCGGAAAGCCUGAGGAUUAUGACAAUUACAUCAGCCUCAUGAAAGAGCUCUACGAAGCCCUUCACGCCGAGAACAUGAUCCUGACAGCUGCCGUGUCUGCUGGGAAGGCCACCAUCGACCCAGCCUAUAACAUCCCUGAGUUGUCCAAAUACAUCGAUAUCCUUCACCUGAUGACCUACGAUCUGCAUGGCAGCUGGGAGCCAUAUACUCACCACCAUUCCAUUCUCUAUGCUUAUCCUGAGGAUACUGGAGAUACGCUUUAUCUCAACCAGGACUUUGCCGUGAACUACUGGUUGGAGAAGGGAGCUCCCAAAGAGAAACUGGUCAUGGGCAUCCCCCUGUACGGUCGUACCUUCAGGCUAAAAGACGAAACCGACACUGGAAUCUAUGCCCCAGCUACCCAGCCUGGUGCCGCUGGACCAUACACGAGAGAACCUGGAUACCUCGGGUACAAUGAAAUUUGCGAGUAUCAGAUGACAGAGGACUGGACAGUGGUGCAUGAUCCCGCCAUGAACGAGCCCUAUGCCUACUACAUCCCCAAUAACUAUUUGUGGGUCGGAUAUGAUGACCCUGACUCCGUUGCCAUCAAGGCUCAAUACACCAUGGACAAAGGCCUCGCCGGCUGCAUGGUCUGGAGUGUCGAGACAGACGACUUCCACGGCAAGUGUCAUGGCGUGAAAUUCCCUCUGCUGACGACUAUGAUGGAAGUACUAAGCGGUGGAGCCUACACUAAGCCAUCCACUCUGCCACCCACCACUUGGGACCCAUUCAGAACUUCGCCCGACCCAGCCGCUCACUGCAAGCAGGCAGGACCCAACCCUGACCCCAAUGACUGCACCCACUACUGGUUCUGUAACAUGGGCGAACAGGGAUGGGAGGAAUACGAGAGGAAGUGCGAUGCUGGAACACUCUUCAGCCCCACAGUCCUCAUCUGCGACUGGAAAGACAACGUCUGCAAGGCUGGUUUCUGUCCCAACGACUGCGCAUGAGCGAUUCGGAAAUAAUGAAUUAAUGUAAACGUUCAUUUUCUCUUAAAAUAAACCAAUAGCUUUUACCCUACAA
This is a messenger RNA of Macrobrachium nipponense, 1617 nucleotides long. RefSeq names its product acidic mammalian chitinase-like. Lineage: Eukaryota; Metazoa; Arthropoda; Malacostraca; Decapoda; Palaemonidae. Bases 24 to 1544 code for a protein of 506 amino acids. The record is from RefSeq and is a predicted model, not a curated record. The transcript is spliced from 10 exons. Gene Ontology annotation, molecular function: chitin binding; chitinase activity. Gene Ontology annotation, cellular component: extracellular region. Gene Ontology annotation, biological process: carbohydrate metabolic process; chitin catabolic process.